AUGGCUUCUGCUUCGUUCCGGGAGAGUAUAAAUUCUCUAGGUUGGUCGCGGCGAGACCAAGACACACCAGCGCAAACAGAUUCAUCCACCACACCCAUCCUAUCCAGGCUCCAGUCUUUGAAUCCAUUUGGUAGCGGUGAAGGCUAUCUACGACUGCCUACUCAUGAGCCCGGGGCACCUUUACCGGCAGCCUCGCGGCGAGAGGAAGAGGAGAGCUUCUUUGCACUGAGUCGAUGGGAUCGAAUGCUCAUUUUUGCUGGAUGUAACCUUGGAGCUGCGGUUUGUUUCCUGCUUUGCUUCAUCCUAUGGCCAGCCAUGAUUACAAGGCCCCGCAAAUUCGCCAUUUUAUGGUCCGUCGGAUCAAGCUUGUUUCUGGCAUCAUGGGCCGUGCUUAUGGGCCCUCUCACAUACGCUCGACACCUUCUAUCCGGACCUCGACUACCAUUUACCGCUGCCUACUUUGGCUCUAUCGCGCUGACAUUAUACUUUGCAGUUGGCCUACAAAAGAGUUUCCUAACAUUAUUCGCCGCCAUCUUUCAACUCCUCGCUUUGGUCUGGUAUCUGAUUAGUUAUUUCCCCAUGGGCAGUGCUGGGUUACAAUUCAUGGGCCGGUUUGGUGCGCAACGAGUUGUUUCUUGGGGUUGUCAUUCAUUAUAA
This is a messenger RNA of Talaromyces atroroseus, 657 nucleotides long. RefSeq lists its product as hypothetical. Gene Ontology annotation, cellular component: membrane. The transcript is spliced from 5 exons. Lineage: Eukaryota; Fungi; Ascomycota; Eurotiomycetes; Eurotiales; Trichocomaceae. Bases 1 to 657 code for a protein of 218 amino acids. The record is from RefSeq and is a predicted model, not a curated record. Gene Ontology annotation, biological process: vesicle-mediated transport.